Molecule: messenger RNA, 1263 nt
Organism: Didymodactylos carnosus
Lineage: Eukaryota; Metazoa; Rotifera; Eurotatoria; Philodinida; Philodinidae
Source: the annotation of a GenBank genome assembly
AUGGGCUCCGAACCAGCUCAGUUUGAAUAUAGCCCAUCGAAUACAUUCUCUGAUCAUAUAGCCACCGUUCAGUUGAGCCCAUUUGGCGAAGAUCAAUGGCAUCGAAUAGUUACUUACUCUCCAAUUUAUUUACACUGGACUGAUGUUAUAAUGAAUAAUAACCACGGAAACAUUUUACCUUCUGUUUAUCGAAAACCAUCAUUAUCAUCGUCAUCACGUACGAAAUUGAAUAUAAAAACUGUUGAUAUUAAUAAUUUACGUCUUGAAGAUGAUUUACUGUUAAGUGAACUAUACGACAUUCGACGUCAAAGCAGUUCCAUUCUUACACAAGUGCUACCAGAUCAGAAAUCAGAUAUGGACACUGUUGUACCAGAAACAUCAUCAACGAUAAUACCACAGAGGAAAUUGAGUGUCGUGAAUAGCCGGAAAAGUUCACCAAUGCCUACGCCAAUUGAUGAUUAUAAAAAAUCAGCAGGAUAUUAUCGUGUAAAGUCAGAUGUUAAAGAAAAUAAAGACAAUAAUGAUGAUAGGACCAGCGUUAUUGAAUUUCCAAAACAUUUUCGAUCUACAACCGAUACAUUUCUUGAUAAUUCAAAUACAAGUGUUAAAGUUUCACCAAGACGUAUUCCAAAACAUUCAACAAUUGAAGAUUAUCCCGUGCAACAUCAAGACUCAAAAUUUGAUAGUUCCUCGUAUAUGAAUAGUUUUGGUCGUAUAAAAACGAUUGGUAACACUCGGCUGUAUUCAAAACCAAAUCCAAUUAGUGUUGAUUCUGUUAGUGUCCAAUUGCGUCAAUCGGCUAUAACUCGUGAAAGUGUUCUCGAUCGUAGUUCACCAUUGUCGAUGAUGUCAUCAAAGCGUCAUACAGAAUCACGUCGUACAUUUCAAUCAACAACGACCGAUUUACAUUCGGCAAAAGUACGACGUCCACAGCAAGCACUAAAAACUACCACUACAACACCACAAAUGGAUCGUAUUGAAACAAGUACCGAACGUUCGCAAACAAGCUUUAUCAAGCGCCAUACGAAACAUAUGCUGAAAAAGAACGAUGUUCAGAAACAUAAACAAAAAGUCAAAUUAAAAACAAUUUUAGUUGAACCGUGGAGUAAACCGGUUUGGUCAAAUGGCAGUGUGGAGGAAUGGAUACCAAAUUCUUUAGAAAUGAUGGAGAAACUCGGAGGACAAUCUACAGCAUUCGAGAAGAACUUAAAAUUUACAUAUAAUAACCAUCUGAAGCAUUUAAGAAAUAUACCUGUAAAAUAA